Erigeron canadensis is the source of this 2262-nucleotide messenger RNA. RefSeq names its product BTB/POZ domain-containing protein NPY4-like. Lineage: Eukaryota; Viridiplantae; Streptophyta; Magnoliopsida; Asterales; Asteraceae. The coding region runs from base 355 to 2103 and encodes 582 amino acids. The transcript is spliced from 5 exons. The record is from RefSeq and is a predicted model, not a curated record. Gene Ontology annotation, molecular function: protein binding.
UCAAUCUCACUAAAAUAAAAACCAGCACCAAAACUCUUUAACAUUUUUUUAAGAAUUAUGUUACGAUUACAAUUCCAGUCAAAAUGAGGUAACAUGUGAGGUCCUUAUUCAUUGGUAAAAGACACAUUUUGUGGAAUGCAGAGCUUUAGAUUUUGAAGUUUGGUUCCAACUUAAUCAGCUUGUUGAUUUCAAGAUAUUUCGAACCCCCUUAUUUAGUUGUUGAAGUUGGUAGUUCUAGAGGUCAAAUAAUCCCCUUUCGCAUAAGAUUUUGUGGUCAGUUAAAUAGGGUGAAUUGAUCGAUAACAAUUUGAGAUAUUGGAGGUGAAAUCAGUUGGCUUUUCUGCAGCGUUCACGAUGAAGUUCAUGAAACUUGGAUCAAAGCCAGAUUUGUUUCAAUCCAGUGGUGAAAACACACGGUAUGUAGCAGCCGAGCUCACUACUGAUAUAAUUGUAAAUGUGGGUAACAUAAAAUUUUAUCUGCACAAGUUUCCCCUGUUGUCCAAAAGCGCUCGUUUACAGAAACUGCUUACAGUUUCAAGUGAUGAAAACACUGAUGAACUUGAAAUACAUGAUAUACCUGGUGGACCUGGUGCAUUUGAGAUAUGUGCAAAAUUUUGUUACGGUAUGACAGUUAUACUCAACCCUUACAACGUAGUCGCGGCUAGAUGUGCAGCAGAGUAUCUAGAAAUGUAUGAAACUGUAGAUAAAGGAAACCUUGUGUACAAAACUGAAGUCUUUUUGGAUACAAGCAUUUUCAGAACUUGGAAAGAUUCAAUCAUCGUUUUUCAAACUGCAAAGUCUCUUCUUCCUUGGUCAGACGAAUUGAACGUGGUUAGCCGUUGUUUAGAUUCAAUAGCUUCAAAAGCUUCCAUGGAUCCCUCUAGAAUUGAAUGGUCUUAUACAUACAAUAGAAAGAAACUUCCAAAUGAAAGUGGCAAUGAGUCGCCACUUUAUAAUGGUGUUAGGAAACAGCUUAUGGUUCCAAAAGACUGGUGGGUUGAAGAUUUAUGUGAGCUACCUGUUGAUUUGUAUAAGAAAGUCAUAACCACAAUCAGGGCGACAGGAAAAGUAAGCAAUAAUGUUCUUGGUGAAUCUUUAAAAGCCUACACAGAGAGAAAGUUAAAGAAGGACGGAAAAACAAGUAGGGAUGAUGUCAAGGUCCGUUAUUUAAUUGAAACGGUCAUCUCUCUGCUACCCCCUGAAAGAAAUAGUGUUUCUUGUGAUUUACUAAUUCAAUUGUUACAAGAAUCUGCAAAUCUUGGUGAUGAAUUACGGAAGAAAGACUUGGUGGGACGGAUUGGUGAGCAGUUGCAAAACGCAUCAGUUUCUGAUCUUGUGAAUCUUGAUGUGGAUUUGGUCCAAGAACUUGUUAAGAUCUUCAUCAUGCAGGAUCAGAUUGCUGACCAUGGUGAUGAACAUGAAUUCUUAGAAGUCAAAUUUGUUGACCCUGCAGCCAAAGUCAAAUUGGCUAAGCUUGUUGAUUGUUAUCUUGCUGAAAUUGCAAAAAAUCCCGAUUUACCAUUAUCGAAGUUUACUAAUCUUGCAGAUAUGGUGUCGUCUCUCUCUCGGCCUUCACACGAUGGGAUUUAUCGUGCAAUCGACAUGUUUCUUAAGGAACACCCUGGGAUCAGCAAGAUUGAGAGAAAAAGACUUUGCAGAUUGAUGGAUUGUAGGAAGUUAUCAGCAGAGGCUUGCAUGCAUGCCAUUCAAAACGAAAGACUCCCUUUACGCAUAGUGGUGCAGAUCCUUUUCUUUGAGCAGAUACGAGCCACCACAACGAGCAGCCUGCCACAAGUUGGCUCCUAUGGAAGCUCAAGAUCCACCACCACAAAUACAGAAGAUUGGGAUUCAGUACCAACAAGUGAAGAACUCAAGACUUUGAAAGGGGAAUUAGCUUCUUUAAGGAUUAAAGAUGGUGGUCAUAUUAACCAAAAGCCGAAGGGAAUGCAUAUGUCUUCAAGGAUAUUAUCAAAGCUAUUUUCAAGCAAAGAAAAAGAUAGUGACAACGAGAGUUCAGAUACGUCAGAGAGUCCUUGUUCAACAAAUGCAAGGGAAACAAAGUCGACUACACCUUCAAGGAGUAGGCGGCAUUCAACGUCUUAGUCUGUAUUUGUGUGUGUAAAUUGUGAGAGCAUCAUGUGUUAAGUUGUAGGGAGAGAUAUAAGAACUAGCAUGUUCUAAAAUAGGUAAGCACAAGUUUUUGUCACGAGUACAAGUGAUUUUGGUUAAUGAUAUUAUAUUGUUCAAACCUUAUUAGGUAAA